Messenger RNA from Nylanderia fulva, 4893 nucleotides. The record is from RefSeq and is a predicted model, not a curated record. NCBI's taxonomy places the organism in Eukaryota, Metazoa, Arthropoda, Insecta, Hymenoptera, Formicidae.
AUGGAUGUACCCACGCUGGUUGACUGUCAGCGUGAGCUUCAAGUCCGCAUCUCACGUUCUGUGGAGUACUUGAAGAAGCUGGGCAGCUCCAAUAUCACCGCCAGUGCUAUCUCCACACGCACCAGAAUUCUGGAUCAGCUGUGGACAAAGUUCGAGGCGCAGCAUGACCUUAUCCGUGCGGCCUUGAAGGAAAAGUUCAGUGAGAGCGAGUACUUUAAAUCAGAGUUGCAUGCUGAUACGGAGAAUCUUUACGUGUCACAAAGAAGCAUACUAGACAGCUACGCUGAACACUUUCGUGCAACAAACGUACCUCCUUCUGUCGACGCCACGUCAAGGUCAUCACUGCCGCGUAUCAAAGUGCCGCCAUUUUCUGGUGCCUACGCCGAUUGGCCGUCGUUCCGAGAUCUCUUUCUCUCCGUCGUGAGUGGCAAUGCGAUCUCCAACGUCGAGCGCUUUCACCACCUGCGCUCAUGUCUGACGGGGCAAGCUGAAAGGUUAAUAAGGUCAUUGCCUGUCACCAGCGACAAUUACGAUCGCGCUUGGGCGACUCUGGACAAACACUACAACAACAAAAAGGAAUUGAUCCGAGAGCAUCGGACGUCAAUCAACACCCACGGAAUGGACCUCUUCAACUUCCUGGUCACCGAGCUGUUUGAUGCACGCACACGUCUUGAGUGGGAGUCGUCCACGUCAGACUCAUCAGAGCCGGCACAAAACGAGGCACUGGUGGACUUCAUCAGCCGACGGAUCCUGACGCUCAAUGCCGCACGACCGAAGAGCGCCAGCAAACCGCCCGGAGAUGCUCCACGGGUAGCCAAGGCACACGUCACGAAGCACCAAGGAACCGAGUCGCCGCACUGUGCACUGUGUCGCGAGAAGCACACCUUGAUGACCUGCCGAGAUUUCAAGGCCAAGACUGUCAACGACCGCAAGGCAUUUGUCGAGAGUAACAGGCUCUGUUACAAUUGCUUAGGCAACCAUUUUCUCUCUCGCUGCCAGUCAAAGAAGAACUGUCUGACAUGCGACGCACGACACCACACGAUGUUACACGGAGCACCCACAUCGUCAGCGUCAACUGAAGCCACACGCGCCACCACACUGACCGCUACGCUGCAAAAUCCAGUGUGCAAGGCCGUUCUUCUUGCAACAGCACGAAUAAACAUCGCCGAUCGGUACGGAUCACCACACGCCGUACGCGCUUUGAUCGACCAAUGUUCUGAGGUGUCGAUCAUUUCGGAGACCUUGGCACAACGUCUUCGCCUUCCUCGAGUCUCAACAGGCCUCUCCAUUUUCAGCAUCGGAGGGACUCGCUCGGGAUCCGCUCGUGGCAAGGUCACGCUGCACGUAACGUCAGACGUGACCAACGCCAAACUCAGCGUGGUGGCCUUUGUGCUGCCCCGCAUAUCGCUGCAGCAAGGCUCGGUCUCGCGGGAAGAACGCAGCUGGCCUCAUCUCAACGGACUCCAACUGGCCGAUCCUCGCUUCUUAGACGACGACCCAGCUGAGCUGCUACUGGGAGCCGAGGUCUAUUCCUUGAUCCUCGAGGAAGGCCUCCGCAAGGGUGAAUCAAGGAUGCCGAUCGCUCAGCAAACCAGCCUGGGAUGGAUCCUUUCUGGCGGCUACGACGCAGCAGCAGUCAAGGGACAUCGCCGCACCUUCCGGUGCACCGCCGAUCAUGACCUCGCCGACUUCGUUCGACGCUUCUGGGAGCAGGAGAGCGAGCCGAUAACUCGGGCUUCACUCACUCCCGACGAGACCACGUGCGAGGAACUCUACGUGCGCACCGUCACGCGCACGCCCACCGGGAGAUACAUGGUGAGGCUGCCCUUCUCAUCGCCGCCGACGACUCUUCAGGAUACUCGCCGCCCAGCGGAGCACCUACUGAAAGCCAUGGAGACCAAGGGCAGCCGAGAUCUUCGAUUUGGCGACCUCUAUCACGGCUUCAUGCAGGAAUACGAGGACCUGCAACACAUGAAGAAGGUAAAUACCUCAACAACAACGGAGAAUUUCAGAUGCUACUUACCGCAUCACGGGGUCCUGAAGGAAUCGAGCACGACGACAAAGCUCCGAGUCGUGUUCAACGGCUCUCAGCGCACACGGGCCGGUACUUCGCUCAACUCGCAGCUGCUGACUGGGGCAAACCUUCUGCCAGCGCUCACCGACGUGUUGCUGCGAUGGCGUUGGCACCGGUACGUCUUCGUCACCGACAUCGAGAAGAUGUACCGCCAAAUCCUCGUACAUCCUGAGGACUGCCGUCUCCAAACAAUCUUGUGGCGUCACAACAAGACGGACGAGAUCGGAGAGUACGAGCUGCAGACGGUGACCUACGGCAUGGCGUGUGCACCGUUCCUGGCCAUCCGAACUCUGCAACAACUUUGUGCGGACGAGGGAGCGCAGUUUCCUCAAGGUGCCACAGUACUUCGGCUUGAUUGCUACGUCGACGACGUGGUCACCGGCGCGGACAACCUCGACGAUGCCGUCAACCUCCAGACGGAGCUGCGCAACCUCUGCAUGGCGGGCGGAUUUCCACUGAGGAAGUGGGCCUCGAACCAUCCAGAGGUCCUCACAGGAGUCCCACAGGAGCAUCGGCUGCAGCAAGGACCACAUUCCUGGGAAGGAGAGAGCCAUUCGACAUUGGGCCUGCGAUGGCGUCCUCAAGAUGACCGCACCUGGCUUCAGCAACUUGAUUGGGACGCUCCACUGCCGGCCAAGGAUGCUCGACAUUGGCAACAGCUGUUGGAUCAGUUGCCGCUGCUCAGGCACAUACGCGUGAAUCGCUGGCUCAGCACCGACAACGAUCACUCGAGGUUGCAGCUCCACGGUUUUGCUGAUGCUUCCGAACGAGGAUACGCCGCAGUAGUCUACCUCCGCACCACUGAAAGGGGAAAACCGUCAAUUAAUCUACUCAUGGCGAAAUCCAAGGUCGCACCCGUCAAGCAGGUUUCGUUGCCGCGACUUGAGUUGUGCGCUGCUAGCCUACUCACCACGCUCACGCUGCAUGUCCGCGACAUUCUCGGCUUGGCAACUACUCCAGUAUAUCUGUGGUCCGAUUCCCAGGUCACGCUUCAUUGGAUCCAGGGACACGCCACUCGCUGGAAAACUUUCGUCGCCAACCGGGUAGCUCAUAUCCAGACACAGCUCCCGGACGCUCGAUGGAGACACGUAGCCGGGAAGAAUAAUCCUGCAGACUGCGCAUCGAGAGGAAUUACUCCUGGAGAAUUAAUCAACCACGCAUUAUGGUGGACUGGACCUACCUGGUUGGCACUGGACGAGACAGCAUGGCCCAGCUCAGAGGUCCACAUCGCAGAGGAUGACCUUCCUGAACAGCGCACCACCAGCCUGAUGACCAAGGGCUCCGUCGUCGUCGAACCGGACAUCCUUCUUCGGUUCUCUGCGCUUCAUCGGCUGCUACGCGUUACGGCUUGGUGUCGUCGAUGGCUCAACGUGGCGAGCCGGGAGGUCACACCUGGUUGUCCACUACACCCCGACGAGCUGGACGCCGCCCUACUCCAGUGGCUUCGAGUAGUACAGGCGCUCCACUUCCCGGACGAGAUAGCUGCUGCCACCGCAGGACGCUCCGGCCCACCACGCAGUUCACUGAUCAAGCUGAAUCCGUUCAUCGACGACCAAGGUGUACUGCGCGUUGGAGGACGUCUCAAACACGCACUGCUGCCCUACGACGAGAAGCACCCGGUGAUCAUACCGCCGGCCUCCUGGAUGACGCGACUGCUGAUCGAGUCCUGCCAUCGUCGCUCUCUGCACGGCGGCGUCCAGAUGACACUCGGUCUGCUUCGCCUUCGAUUCUGGGUACCACGCGGAAGGACCGUCGUCAAGCAGCAACUGCAUCGGUGCGUCACUUGCACUCGCUGGCGCGCUGCCACGCCACAGCCUCCAAUGGGCCACCUUCCUCGGGACCGAGUGACGCCAACUCGACCUUUCUUGAGCACUGGACUGGACUACGCGGGACCAAUUUCCAUCCGGACCAGCAAAGGACGCGGACACCGCUCACAGAAAGGAUACAUCGCGGUCUUCGUCUGCUUUUGGUCGAAGGCCAUCCACCUCGAGGUCGUCUCGGAUUACAGCUCCGAGGCCUUCAUCGCCGCCUUACGCCGCUUCGUCUCUCGCAGAGGACUGUGUACGGACGUCUACAGCGACUGCGGCACAACAUUCGUUGGCGCCGAUCGCACCCUGCGGGAGCUCUUCAAGGCGUCGACCUCCGAGGGCCUUCACAUCGCCCGCGCCGCCAACACUCAAGGGAUCCGCUGGCAUUUUAAUCCGCCAGCGGCCCCUCACUUCGGUGGUCUUUGGGAGGCUGCCGUGAAAUCCACGAAAUUUCACCUCCGCCGAGUAAUCGGCGACACCACGCUCACUUUUGAGGAGCUUAGCACACUCCUCACACAAAUCGAGGCGUGUCUUAAUUCUCGUCCGUUGCAGGCUCUGUCAGACGAUCCAGACGACACUUCAGCACUCACUCCAGGGCACUUCAUCAUCGGCGCGCCUCUAUUAGCUAUACCUGAGCCGUCACGGAUCGGACAAUCAUCAUCCACGCUGUCACGCUGGCAUCACCUGCAGCUGAUGCGAGACCAUUUUUGGCAGCGGUGGUCGGCUGAGUACGUGCACGGGCUCAACCCCCGCACCAAAUGGGUCAAGGCCGAGGCCGCACCUCACGUCGGGGACCUUUGCAUCAUCCGCUCGGAGCUCACCCCUCCGACUCGAUGGCCUCUUGCAAGGAUCACGAGACUGCAUCCCGGGGACGACGGUGUCGUCCGCGUGGUCUCAGUACGCACCGCCACAUCCGAAUUCGUACGCCCGAUCGUUAAAUUGGUCAUGCUCCCGGGCGCGGAUCGUAUUCCGGACACGAAUAACGCGGACACGCCGUCCGCCGGCACGUAA